CUUUAGUGGCUAGCACAAAAGGAGUGAGACCGGCCCUGAGACGCAACCAGCGCCUACGUGAAGCAAGCAUACGUCCACGCUUACGCCGUCGCCGCGCUCGCUGCAGAAAUCGAGGCUGCAAGGCACCUAUACACCAGGAAGCAUGCGCGCCACCCAAAUGCUGCUCCUCGCACUCCUCGCGACGGCACAAGCGCGCCUCGCGAACGUCCGCGCCCACGAAGAUUUGGCCGCCACGACGACCCCACCGGACGCAAAAACGACAAAGCUCCCCAAAAGCUUCUCGUGGCGCGACCACGGUCUCCUGGCGCCGUCGUGGAACCAGCACGUGCCCAAAUACUGCGGCGCCUGCUUCGCCUUUGGGACCGCGCACGCGUUGCAAGAUAGAACAAAAAUUGCUCGGGCGCGCGUCAAGGACGACGCGUAUCCAGGGCCCGAUCUACUAGUCGCCGUGCAAGUUCUGCUGAACUGCGGCGGCGAAGAUUCUGGCUGGGGCAAGGCCGGCAACUGCCACGAGGGCGGCUCGGCGACGUCCGCCUACGCGUGGGCCAAGAAUUUUGGCGGCUACCCCUCGGCGACGUGCUUCCCCUACCAGGCCGAGGACGGCCUCGGGUGUCGUGGCGACACGAUCUGCCGCAACUGCAUGCCUACUCAUGAUGGAGAGCACGCGUGCUGGGCCGUGCCCGGCGAUGCGUCGGAUGAGCACGCCUGCGACAACGGCGGCGUUUGCGCGACGUCGCCGUACCCGCGCAUAGUGGUGGCAGAGCACGGCAAGCUGCCCGGGUCGAAUGAAGUAGGCGCCAAGGCCGCCUCCGAAGCUAUUCAACGGGAAAUCGUGCGCGCCGGGCCCGUGACGUGCAACCUGGACGCGGAGCCCCUACUCACCUACACUUCUGGUAUUGCCGAGGCGAACCCGCCGAACGGCCGCGGCGCGAACGACACGGAUCAUGUGGUCGAAGUCGUCGGCUGGGGCGUACAUGAAGGCACGGAGUUCUGGGAGAUCCGCAACUCGUGGGGCGAGUACUGGGGCGAGGCCGGCUUCGGGCGGGUGCUGCGGGGCGUCGACGACUCGAUGAUCGAGAGUUCGUGCACUUUUGCCGACGUCGGCGGCUGGGGCGCGCCGGGCGUCAAUUAUCAGGCGGCAUCCGAUGAUGAGGGCGACGCGAUCGAGCUCGUCUCCACUCCAGUCUCCUGGGUCUGGGAGCCCGCCGUCGGCCCCGUCGAGCCGGAGCGCGCCGCGUUGGUGCUCCUGGUCGCCGUCGUCGCGUUUUUUGUUGCUUAUUUGAUGCUGCGCCGGCGCGAGGCCUCCUGAUCCGACUCCCUCUUGACAUAAGUGAUGUG
Molecule: messenger RNA, 1338 nt
Organism: Pelagomonas calceolata
Lineage: Eukaryota; Pelagophyceae; Pelagomonadales; Pelagomonadaceae
Source: the annotation of a GenBank genome assembly